CCUGGAACUCCAGGUUUUUUGCCUUCUGAAUCAUCGGGAUCCAUACACCAUGGCCGAGAGGCAAUGUUCGACGCUCGAUGCACCAGUCGAACCACUUCCGAGCCUCGACCCCCAGCUUCCCUUGGGCCUGGCUUGUGCAUUUUUUACUUAAUGCUCCUGCAUCGCCCUCUUUCCCUCUCGAUCCUCGACCCUCCAGACCUUGGAUUCCUCUGUAUAAACCCUUCCCCUCCGCUCCGUCUAAGCUUCUGGACCUCUGUGCCCUGUGUUGCAUUGUCGUGACGACGACUGCUACGACUGAAGCUUGCGAGCUCUUUUCUUUAUGACGUCUGCCCUCAAAAAGGUUGUCGACACGUUCAAAAUGUCUUCGCUCGACCAGGAAGAGCAGCUGUACCUGCAAGAUGUAGAGGCCGUCAAGAAGUGGUGGACCGACUCCAGAUGGCGCUAUACCAAACGACCCUACACGGCCGAGCAGAUUGUGCAGAAGCGAGGCACCCUCAAGAUCCAGUACCCCAGCAACGACCUCUCCAAGAAGUUGUGGAAGCUUGUUGAGCAUCGUUUUGCGACCAAGACCGCUUCGGCUACCUAUGGCUGUCUCGAGCCCACCAUGCUGACCCAGAUGAACAAGUACCUGGAUACCGUCUACGUCUCUGGCUGGCAAUCGUCCUCCACCGCCUCCUCCACCGACGAGCCCUCGCCUGAUCUGGCCGAUUACCCCAUGAACACCGUCCCCAAUAAAGUCCAGCACCUGUUCAUGGCCCAGCUGUUCCACGACCGCAAACAGCGAGAGGAGCGUCUCACCACCCCCAAAGACAAGCGAAGCCAGGUGGCCAACGUCGAUUAUCUGCGGCCCAUCAUUGCCGAUGCAGACACCGGCCACGGAGGUCUCACAGCCGUUAUGAAACUCACAAAACUCUUUGUCGAAAAAGGCGCUGCAGGCAUCCACAUUGAGGACCAAGCUCCGGGAACAAAGAAGUGCGGCCACAUGGCGGGCAAGGUGCUCGUGCCCAUCUCCGAGCACAUCAACCGUCUAGUCGCCAUCCGCGCCCAAGCCGACAUUAUGGGCGUCGACUUGCUUGCCGUGGCUCGUACCGACUCCGAGGCCGCGACCCUCAUUACCACAACCAUCGACUACCGCGACCACCCAUUCAUUCUCGGAUCCACCAACGCUAACCUUCAGCCGCUCAAUGAUCUCAUGGUUGCGGCCGAACAAGCCGGCAAGAACGGAGAUGAACUGCAAGCCAUCGAAGACAGCUGGAUUGCCCAAGCUGGCAUCAAGUUGUUCGACGACGCCGUGAUCGACGCCAUCAACGCUGGUGUCCACGUGGACAAGGCAGCUCUGAUUCAGAAAUACAAGACCGCCUCCAAGGGCAAAUCCAACAGCGAAUGCCGCGCCAUUGCCAAGGGUUUGACCGGUGUGGAUAUCUACUGGGACUGGGACGCCCCCAGGACAAGAGAAGGGUUCUACAGGUACCAAGGUGGAUGCCAAUGCGCGGUGAACAGGGCGAUCGCCUAUGCACCGUAUGCAGAUAUGAUCUGGAUGGAGAGUAAGUUGCCGGAUUACGCCCAAGCUCAGGAGUUUGCCGAGGGCGUGCACGCCGUGUGGCCGGAGCAGAAACUCGCAUACAACCUCUCUCCUUCCUUCAACUGGAAACGCGCCAUGUCCUCCUCGGACCAAGAGACGUACAUCCAGCGUCUCGCCGAACUGGGUUACUGCUGGCAAUUCAUCACCCUGGCUGGCCUUCACUCUACCGCCCUCAUCUCCGACACCUUCUCCAAAGCCUUUGCCCAGCGCGGCAUGCGUGCUUAUGGCGAACUCAUCCAAGAGCCCGAGAUGGAGAACAAAGUCGAUGUUGUCACCCAUCAAAAGUGGAGCGGCGCCAACUACGUUGACAACAUGCUCAAGAUGGUCACUGGUGGAGUCAGCAGCACCAGUGCCAUGGGCAAGGGCGUGACGGAGACGCAGUUCCAUUGAUUUUGACCCUCUUUGUUUCGUUAAUUAUCUGGUUUGAUUGGCAGCUCGGAAGUUGGGAUGUUUGGGUAUAUUGAUCUAUCCAGCCAGCUAUUAUCUAUCUAUCCAACUGAUCCCGAGGAAGGGAAAGAGGAGGGAGAUCUAUUGGAUCGUGUUGAGAGAGUUAACAGAGAGAACCAAAAGUGCGGGAAAAACAAAACAAAAGUCGAAACUUAGGUCUUGUUAUGUGACGAUGAACGAUGACGGAACAAAGAACGAGGGCGACCAUGAUAGGGGGAGAAUAUUUAGCGACAGAAGGAGAUUUACUUUUGCCGAAUCCUGUGACUAGUAUAUAUACUUGAUAUAUCGUACAUCUGUUCCAUCUGUCAGCCA
This is a messenger RNA of Cladophialophora immunda, 2341 nucleotides long. Its product is annotated as isocitrate lyase. NCBI's taxonomy places the organism in Eukaryota, Fungi, Ascomycota, Eurotiomycetes, Chaetothyriales, Herpotrichiellaceae. Gene Ontology annotation, biological process: carboxylic acid metabolic process. Bases 320 to 1972 code for a protein of 550 amino acids. The transcript is spliced from 3 exons. Gene Ontology annotation, molecular function: isocitrate lyase activity. The record is from RefSeq and is a predicted model, not a curated record.